AUGAAUGUACGUGUGAAUGGGGUGUCUUAUCGUACUAAGACAGGAACAUUGGAGAUUAAACGUCGUUUUGGCGCAGCCGCUGUUCUUGUGAGCUCUGAGGAACCAAGACCAGUUAUUGCUGCUGUAGACGCGAUGGGGCGGUUCUUAGUACAGGAUGGACAGAGUUACAGUGUAUAUUCGCUUCAAACAGGAACUCCACAUGUUAUGGCUGUACUAGCAUCACAGCGAGAGAUGAAGUUAUCUCAGCGCGAUGAGGGACUCUCACAGAAUAUAGAUGGAUGGAAAAGAGGCCGUAGUAGUAGUAGAAGUAGUAUUACAACACGGCGGCGCAAGGGAAAUUACGUCUUCUUUGUACAAAGCUUUAUGAAAGGGUUCUCUAAUGUCUCUUUUGCAGAUGCUGCUAAAGAGUGGCGUCUUUUCCCGGAGGACGUUAAGCGGACGGCCUCCGUUGAAGUGCUGCUUGAGCGUGUGCGAUCAAAGGGCUUGUAUCAAUCUAGUUUCGUCUAA
Molecule: messenger RNA, 507 nt
Organism: Trypanosoma theileri
Lineage: Eukaryota; Euglenozoa; Kinetoplastea; Trypanosomatida; Trypanosomatidae
Exons: 1
Coding region: 1-507 (168 amino acids)
Source: RefSeq, a predicted model, not a curated record